GAUUCUCGAUCGGGAAACUUCGGCAUUAACGUAACGACCCCCGCCGACCUUCGCCAGUCAGUCUGGGUUUUGUGCAUUAUCGAGUUCAGUCUGUCAUUCUAGCUCACAGUGAUUAUUUUCUAGACACACCUAAUGGCUGAAAGUAUAAACACAGAUGACAUAAAGGUGGCUGUUAAAGGCGGUACAUCGAAAUGUAAACAGAAUAUGGAAUCAAACAACUGCGAUGUAGACCGAGAAGAAUUUUAUCGGCGAAUACAAGAAGCAUAUCGAAGCAAAAAGGCGCCAAACACGUUCCUGCUUACGCCAGAAAAGUAUGCGCUUGUACUUCAACAGGUGAAAGCGGCGAGGAUAAGUCCCAAAAAGACUGCGUCGGACUAUCGCCGAAUAAAGCGGUACGUGGUAGUCGAUACCCCACUUGGUGAAAGAUUGUUCGCGGCACCCAAAGACAAUCAACCGCCUCAGCAAAUGUUUGUCAACACGCAAGAGAUUUACGAUAUUAUCCGUGACUGCCAUUUAAAAUACAAUCAUGGUGGCAGAAAUCGUUUGAUGACGGCACUGAAACCAAUCUACAGGAACAUUACUACUGAAAGCAUUUUAGUUUAUCUGCAGAUGUGUUUGCCAUGUAAAAGUAAGCUCAUUAGGCGAGGAAAAGGGGUACGGAAAGAUAUUGAAGAAACAUUUAAGCCUGAAGCAAGUAAAAUUGACGACAUUUUUAACGAAGAUGACGAUCCACUGGAGACAGAAAUUGAUAUGCAGUUAGAAUUAGAACCAGAAACAAAUCAAGAGCAAGGAAUAAUAUAUCCCGAACUGUAUUCUAGAGGUCAGUUGGAUAUUUUAGAUGUAACGACUGAUCCGAAUGAAGAAUAUAAAUACAUGAUGGUGUACAGAGACUUUGUGAAUCAGUAUAUUCAUUUGAAGCCUUUGAAGGCUAUAAGCGUUGACGAGACGGUCGAUGUUUUGUUAGAUAUUUUCUUAGUUUUUGGAGCGCCAAAUAUUUUGCAGUCUAAGAACGGGAUAGCUGUGAUCACACCUAUUUGUAGGCGAAUAUGCGCUGCAUGUCCUGAAAUGAGGACUGUUCCAGGUAAUGCGGUGUUUUCUAAGAACGAGUUUAAAGGAAAGUCCAAUGAGGAUAUAUUGAAGCAGCUUAACAAGUGGUUGGAAGUGAGCCAGAGCACGAAGUGGCACCAAGGCUUGAAGUUUGUCCAGCAUUCCUUAAACACUACUUUCCAAUCGACUAUUUGCAGGACGCCAUCUCAGUUAGUUUUUGGUACAAACCCUCGGAUGGGAUUGGCAUCAUGUAUGUCCAAAAAUGAAUAUGAACUCAUACUGUCAGAAAGCGACUUGAAGGCAGCGUUAGAUCAGAAAGAAAAUAAUAGUCACAGAUCCCGGAAACAGCUGAAAUUAGAAGAAUCUUUGGUGUUGCCAUGUAAUUUUAUAAAAGAUGAGGCUAUAGAGGAAGAAGUUAAUGAAGAAAUCUUCGACGAAAGUUAAAAUUUAAAAAUACUUUUAAUACGCGCGUAGGCUGUUAUUGAUUUGUGUUUACUUAAUAAUUAUGUUAUCUUCUCGAAUUAUUUUUCUGCUUUCA
Messenger RNA from Ostrinia furnacalis (Asian corn borer), 1585 nucleotides. RefSeq names its product KRAB-A domain-containing protein 2-like. Gene Ontology annotation, molecular function: nucleic acid binding. Gene Ontology annotation, biological process: DNA integration. The coding region runs from base 133 to 1491 and encodes 452 amino acids. The transcript has a single exon. Lineage: Eukaryota; Metazoa; Arthropoda; Insecta; Lepidoptera; Crambidae. The record is from RefSeq and is a predicted model, not a curated record.